AUGGCUACCAAGCAAUCUGUUGUUGUACUUACUUCCACUGUUACUCAGAACACCACAUUGAUUCAAGAAGUCAGAGAUGAGCUCAAUUCCUUGAAGUCGACAGUUUAUGAUGUCCAUUCCAAGUUGAAUACUAUCCUUAGUUUACUUGUAAAUCAAUCUCAACCGCAAUCAGAUCCACAAGAUACCCCGGAUCCAUCUGGUGAGUCACAAUUUGACCCUGUUAAUUCUUUCAGCAAUCUUCGUCACAUCAUCAAUUCGAUGUCUCCUAACAAUCACAGUAAGUUCUCUCGCACUCCCAAAGUAGAUUUUCCCAGAUUUAAUGGAUCUAACCCUCGUGGUUGGGCUCUCAAAUGUGAACGAUAUUUUUCCUUUCACAAAUUUCUGGAUGAGGAACGUGUGGAUAUGGCCGCAAUUCAUUUCGAUUCACAGGUAGAUUCAUGGUUUAUGAACUAUCAGCAAGAUAUUACUCAGGAUAAUUAUGUGGGUAGUUUCAAUAAGUUGACUCAAGCUACAACGGUUGAGGAUUAUUUCGAUAAAUGGGAACAUUAUAAAGGGUUUAUGGUAGCUAAUAACCCCACCUUACCUGAAAGUUUUUAUACCCUUAGCUUCAUUAGUGGGUUGAAGGAGGAUAUACGAGCAUCGAUGCAAAUGUUUAAACCAGAAACAACAACUGAAGCCUUUGUUUUAGCAAGAAUGCAACAAGCCUCUUUGCUUCACCACCCAAAACCUCCUAAAACAUUUUCUAGACCAUUUGUUCCAGCAAAAUUAUCUAAUUUCAGGUCAUCUGAAGUCACACCCUAUUGUGGUUCUAGUGGAUACUGGCAGCACCAUAGUUUCAUUGACUCCAAUAUUGCCAAGAAACUACACAUUCAUACAUCUUCCACAGGGCACAUGGUAGUGGCAGUAGCCAAUGGAGACAACAUCACUAGUCAUGGUCUUUGUCAAAACCUUCAAUGGGAAAUGCAGGGGCACGGAUUCUCUAAUGACUUAAGGGUACUUCCACUUGGGGGAUAUGACAUGGUAUUAGGAGCUGAUUGGUUACAACAGUUGGGAGAUGUCACCUUCAAUUUUUCCCAGUUGAGUAUCUCCUUUCUUCAUCAAGGCAGACAUAUCACACUUCAGGGAAGUUCUUCUAAACCUUCUCUUAAUCUUAUUGAUGGUUCUUCUAUAAGAAAGUUUAUCAAAGCAAAUACACCUACACUAAUUGGCAAAUUCUUUGUUGUUUCUGCAUCACCACCUCCACAUAUUCCUCCUCCAAUUAGUGCAGUAUUGGAUACCUUCCCCGAUAUCUUUGCAGAACCUACUACACUCCCACCCCUUAGAAUUAUGGACCACAAAAUCCCACUCAAGCCACACUCUACCCCUACUUCACAGAGACCAUGUAAAUUCCCUUACAUCCAUAAGUCUGUGGUAGAACAAUUGGUCAAAGAGAUGCUUUCUACAAGGCUUAUUAAAAAAAGUAACAGUCCAUUUGCUUCUCCAAUUCUCCUUGUGAAGAAGAAAUAUGGCACACGGAGAUUUUGUGUAAACUAUAGAAAAAUAAAUGAAUUAAAAAUUAAGGAUAAAUUUCCUAUACCCUUGAUUGAUGAGUUAUUGGAUGAACUCAAAGGAGCAGUUAUAUUCUCUAAAAUAGACUUAAGGUCUGGCUAUUUUCAAAUCAGAGUUUUUGUCCCUGACAUUUACAAGACAGCUUUCAGAACUCAUCAUGGACAUUAUGAGUUUAAGGUGGUGCCUUUUGGCCUCACUAAUGCACCUGCUACCUUCCAAGCUCUAAUGAAUGAAGUAUUUCAACCUUUUUUAAGGAAUUUUGUUAUUGUUUCCUUUGAUGAUAUCCUUAAUUAUAGAAAAUCCAUGGAAGAUCAUGUUCUGCACCUACAACAGGUUUUCUUUGUUCUCAGGCAACAUUCCUUAUAUGCCAAAUUGUCUAAAUGUGUUUUUGCUCAGCCUCAGCUAUACUAUCUGUGCCAUCUCAUCUCUGCAGAAGGAGUAGCUGCUGAUCCUGACAAAAUUACUGCUAUGACCAACUGGCCUUUUCCUGCCAACUUGAAACAAUUGAGAGGAUUCUUGGGUCUCACAGUAUACUAUAGAAGAUUUAUUAGAGGCUAUGGUACUAUCUCUAAACCUCUUACUGAUAUGCUUAAGAAAUAUGCAUUUCAUUGGUCUCCAUCAGCACAUGAAGCUUUCAACAUUCUGAAAAUUGCAAUGACAAAGGCUCAAAGAAGUGGGAGCAGUGCUCAUGCAAGAAGGCAGACCAUUAUCUUUUCCAGUAAAGCCUUGGGUCCUAAAACUUUAUCCCUAUCCACUUAUGACAAGGAAUUCUUAGCCAUUGUCAUGGUUGUUCAAAAAUGGAGAUAUUACCUUUCUCACAGUAAAUUCAUUAUUAAAACUGAUCACCAAAGCUUACAAUAUCUUAUGGAUCAGAAGAUUUCUACUACCUUACAACAAAAGUGGCUAGUCGAAUUGAUGGGAUUUGAUUACAUCAUCCAAUAUAAGAAGGGUAAAGACAAUGUGGUUGCUGAUGCCUUUUCCAAGACCCAUGAUAUUAUCUCUAGUUAUGAUGGUGAUGCUGAGGCUCAACAACUUAUAGCUUCAUUACUUGUCUCUCCAGACCAGCCUAAAUUCUCUUAUUCCAGUGGCAUUAUCAGAUUCAAAGGCAGGCUAUACAUUGGGUCAAGUAAUGAGUGCAACAAGGGCGGUACUUCUUUCCCUAGUGGUCUCUUACAACCAUUACUCAUUCCAGAACAAGCUUGGCAAGACAUUUCAAUGGACUACAUUGAGGGACUUCCACUGUCCAAUAAGAAGAGUGUCAUCUUGGCCUUAUUCAAAUCCUUAGGCACCACUAUCAAACUAUCAACAACUUACCAUCCUCAAACAGAUGGCCAAACUGAGAGAACUAAUGCCUGUGUAGAGCUCUGUAUGGUUACCAACCCCCCUCUUAUCUUUCCCAUCUUAUCCACUACUUCAGUUGCUUCUGUAGAGAAUUAUCUGAAAGAGAGAGAUGUUAUGUUGCAACUACUGAAAGAAGAUCUAGCAAAGGCACAAGCUCGCAUGAAUGCUGAAAAGAGUUGGAGCAGUGGCAUACAAGAUAAAUUACCAAUUGGGUCUCAGAUACAUCCCAUCUUUCAUGUCUCCCAGCUGAAGAAACAAAUUGGAGUCAAAGCAUCUACACUACCGUUCCUACCAGUAGUAGAUGAUAAUGGUCAUUUUGUAGUGGAACCAGUGGAUGUGUGGAGCUCUAGACAUACUCUCAGAGGUACCAUUUAUGUUCCUCAACUACUCAUUCAAUGGUCCAAAUCUACUGCUAAGGAUGCUACAUAG
Molecule: messenger RNA, 3318 nt
Organism: Papaver somniferum (opium poppy)
Lineage: Eukaryota; Viridiplantae; Streptophyta; Magnoliopsida; Ranunculales; Papaveraceae
Exons: 9
Coding region: 1-3318 (1105 amino acids)
Source: RefSeq, a predicted model, not a curated record